CUUCCCCAGGGCACGUGGCCAACACACCCAACCCGUCGACACAGUGUAACUUUGAUCCUCCCAUCUUUUUAGUCCCCUCCCGAUUGACUUAUCUCUGGCUAACUUUAAUUGUCACCCAGAAUUCGGACCACUCCGUUUACUUUGAUACCCCUCACUUGACAAUCGUCGGACCAAACGGGACAACUCAAAGAAGACGAAGAAGAAGAACAACACACACAGACACAUAUAGAGUCAGCUCCCGUCGUUGCCUACCAUGGAGAAGAAUCGCGACAUCGAAAAGGACGACCUCGAACAUGUCGACGAUAAAGCCGACCAGAGGCUGGACGCCAAAGGCCCCGCAGGCUCAGAUGGCGACGAUCCCGAUCAUGGCUUCACCCUUCGUGAGCAGCGCCAAAUCGUCCACCGCAUCGACCGCCGUCUAGUCGUCAUUCUGGGACUCAUGUACUGCGUCUCUCUUAUGGACCGUACUAAUCUGUCUGCUGCUGCCAUUGCCGGAAUGACCGUUGAGCUGAACUUGCUCAUCGAAAACCGAUACAACAUCGUCUCCCUCAUCUUCUUCAUCCCCUACAUCAUCUUCCAACCUCCCUCUACCGUCAUCAUUCGCAAGAUUGGUCCCCGUAUCCACCUGUCGGUCAUCUGCCUCUUCUGGGGCGCCGUCAUGAUAGGCAUGGGCUUUGCCCAGGACUACGGCCAGCUUGCCGUCAUGAGAACCUUGCUCGGCGUCCUCGAGGCCGGAUUCUUCCCCGGCUGCGUUUAUCUCCUUAGCACGUGGUAUACCCGCUACGAAGUAGGAAAGCGGUACUCGGUCUUCUACCUCCUCGGAUGCGUCGCAUCGGCCUUCGCCGGCAUCCUCGCCUACGGACUCAUGCAGAUGAACGGCCUCGCCAACCUCUCCGGGUGGCGCUGGAUCUUCAUCAUGGAGGGCAUCAUCACCUGCCUCAUCGCCAUGAUCGGCUACUGGCUGCUCGUCGACUUCCCCGACGCCGGCAAGAGCGACUGGCGCUUCCUCGGCGACCGCGAGCGCGCCUGGGUCGUCGACCGCGUGAACAGGGACAGGGGCGACGUGGCCACCCCGCCCUUCAACCUGCGCCGCUUCUUCUCCGCCGGCCUCGACUGGAAGAUCUGGGCCUACGCCCUCAUCUUCUUCGACACCACCACCGUGUCGUACGCGCUGGCCUACUUCCUGCCCAUCAUCCUGCGCGAGAACAUGGGCUUCAGCAUCGCCGAGGCCCAGUGCCUCGUGGCCCCGCCCUACGCCUUCGCCGGCAUCGUCAUGUUCGCCGGCGCCUGGUGCGGCGACCGCUUCCACGUGCGCGGACCCGUCAUCGUGGCCAACGUGCUGCUCUGCCUCAUCGGCCUUCCCAUCAUGGGCUUCCACCCCUCCGCCAACGUGCGCUACUUUGGCGUCUUCCUCGUCACCGCCGGCGCCAACUCCAACAUCCCCGCCGUCAUGGCCUACCAGGCCAACAACAUCCGCGGCCAGUGGAAGCGCGCCUUCUGCAGCGCCACCCUCGUCAGCUUUGGCGGCAUCGGCGGUAUUGCCGGCAGCUUGGUCUUCCGCAACCAGGACAUCCCCCACUACCGCCCGGGCAUGUACGCCUGCAUCGCCGCCUCGCUGCUGACCGUCGUCCUCGUCGGCUUGUUGAGCGUUGAUUUCUACUUCCAGAACCGGAAGGCUGACAGGGGCGAGAAGGAGCUCGAGGGUGCUGAUGAGGAUGCGCAACCCGGUUUCCGAUACACGUUUUAAGGAGUUGGAUGUGGACUGUUGAUGAGAAGAUAGGCCAUUUAAGACCUAUUCUUGUUUUACCAUUUGGGUACCUGCAAAGACGAGACUCGGGCAAGAUGGUGUUGGUGUCUGUCGAGAACAUUUUAGCUUGCGUGAAUUAAGUAAUGGCAGUCGCAGUCAGAUCUGAAUGGUUAUUUGCACGUAUUUUUCCUCCGUUGGGCCCCGACGAGUGGGACGUGUACCCUCCGUACUUCUAUUCUAUACCUACCUUACUCCGAGCCUUG
This is a messenger RNA of Sodiomyces alkalinus F11, 2010 nucleotides long. Its product is annotated as MFS general substrate transporter. Bases 254 to 1747 code for a protein of 497 amino acids. Gene Ontology annotation, biological process: transmembrane transport. The transcript has 3 exons. Gene Ontology annotation, cellular component: membrane. The record is from RefSeq and is a predicted model, not a curated record. Lineage: Eukaryota; Fungi; Ascomycota; Sordariomycetes; Glomerellales; Plectosphaerellaceae. Gene Ontology annotation, molecular function: transmembrane transporter activity.